Molecule: messenger RNA, 4917 nt
Organism: Leptopilina boulardi
Lineage: Eukaryota; Metazoa; Arthropoda; Insecta; Hymenoptera; Figitidae
Exons: 8
Coding region: 471-4598 (1375 amino acids)
Biological process (GO): synaptic transmission, glutamatergic; monoatomic ion transport; ionotropic glutamate receptor signaling pathway
Cellular component (GO): postsynaptic membrane; plasma membrane
Molecular function (GO): transmitter-gated monoatomic ion channel activity involved in regulation of postsynaptic membrane potential; NMDA glutamate receptor activity
Source: RefSeq, a predicted model, not a curated record
GUUGCGCAUCAAUUUUUUUUCUUUCUUUUUUGAAAUAUUUUUCAAGAGCGCACCCUCUGUCAUUGCGUUUCGUUUAAGUUGGUUCAAGCGCUCACGUCACAUGUAUAGAACGUAGGUGGGUGUUUGUAUGGGGUGGAGCCCGAAAAUGGCUGUCACGCAAGGAACAAGAUAUUCUCAAGAGAACAAGUGACGGCUUAUUUUUGUUUUUUGUCUUCCAAUAAACAAAAACAAGAAGUUUGAAAAAAAAUUUAUUUUUUUUGCGGACAAAUUCUAAUGUUAUUUAUUUAAUCAUUAAUUUGAUUAUGUUGUCGUGCCUCAGAAGCAUACCUCGCGGUAUUUGGAGGUAUUCUCUAGACGCGUCGUCACCCUCGUCGCCGUCAACCCUUAAUUCUUCUCAAAGACUACAGAAAGCAGAGGACAAUGUAGAUUACAAAAUUUGAAGAAGGUGAAAUAGAAGAGGAGGUUGAAAGAUGAGCGGCUCCUCUUGGGGAAGACUUGUUAUUAUAAUAAUUGGAGUUGUGAUUUGUUGGCAAUUAUCUUGCGCAGCUGAAAGUGACAAAUCAGUAAGAUCAUUGAAAAAUCGCCUUAGAUCGUCAUCAUGGCGUUUAGUUGUAUCGUUUACACAAUCACAUGGACGUGUUAUUCAUACAGCGACAAAUUAUAAAAAUGAUAUACAAUCGGCAUGGGAGAAGACACGAGCUGAUGCAUCAUUGGAGGACAUUGAAUUGUCAUAUGUUGAAGCACGUGAAACACCCGUCACCGAUUCAUUAUCCUAUCCAUUGUCACUUUUAAAUAAAUUUUGCCUCGACAUCGAAAAUGGCAAGACAAUAUUGAGCAUUGUUAUUGGCGGUGGUCCCGCAGCCAGAUUUCUCGUAUCCGCAGCAUCAUCUCUCAAUUUACCAACUCUUUGGCUGCCAUUCACCUAUCGCGAUUUUCUCCAACAGGGGCAGAAAGCACGAUUUGAAAGUCGUUUAGGCUCAAGUCCAGAGGAAGUUGGAGCAGCGGCCGCCGCUUUAAUGCACAAGGCCAAUUGGCAUGCAUUCACUCUAUUCAUUGAUACAACAUUACUUCCCGUGCAUCAUCUUCUACAGAAACAUCGAAUGAAUUUAACACCCAAAACGAUAAUUCAUCUUCCAACCAACGACAAAACAUUAAGACUAAGACUUCGUAGAUUAUCCGAAGAAGGUGGAAGUGGCGGUGUUCUUGUAAUGGGUUGCGAUUUAUACAACGCACGUAAAAUAAUAAUGGCAGCGAGUAAAUUUGAAAUGCUCACAGGACGAUUUUUGUGGUUGUGGCUCGAUUUAAAAGAAGAAUUACGUUCAAAUGAACCAAAUUUAAUUGAUUCACAAAUUUUACAUGGCACAUCAUCAUCAUCGCGUGUUGGAAUAACAACAAAUGAUAAUUUACCGCCAUUAGAAACAAUGGAACGUAAUAUUAAUCUUGUUCCCGAUAACGAAAUAAAUUUAGAUUUAUUACCUAAUUUAGCGAAUGACAUACAACAUUUACAUGAAUAUCGAUGGGCAAGCGAAAUAUUUAUUAAACGUAAACGUCAAGAUAAAUCGGCACAUUUUAUUAAUAAUAUUGAUGACAAUGACGAUGAGAAAAUUAUAAAUAAAAAAUUAAAUUCUAAAAAUUUUAUGCCAGUUGGAAUGCUUGCAUUGACGCCUUCUAAUUUACAUCUGACAAGUGGUGAUGAUUCAAGAGCAUCAACAAGACGCCUUAUGAGUGGUGAAGAUAUAUUGCCAAGUAUGUUGCGUGCAACAUCACAGGCAUUAGAAGAAUCAAUCGCUCAAUUAAAACCAAAACUUGCGCGAAUUCGUGAUCCUCAAUUAAAGGAUUAUUUUAUACCUGAAUGCCUCGCUCAUAGUCAAGCAAAAUUCACAUUUAAUGAAUAUCGUGAAAAUAUGUCGAGAAUAUUAACAGCAAAAUUACGUAAUUCAAUGGAUGAAAUUUCAAAAAAUAAAGCUGAAUUUCAAUUAUUAAAUUUACAAGGCGUUACAUUUGCUGGAAAUAGAACACUAUUGAAAUGGACCAAAGUGGGCAAUAUCAAGGGUGGUAAAAGUGUUCGAUUGGAUACAAUUAUUUGGCCAGGUGGUGGAAUUAUGCCAGCUUAUCUUGAGCAAGGUGGUGAAAAAAUUGGAAUGCCAUUGUAUCGUAUUGUAACUGCACUUGCACCACCAUUUACAAUGGCGACAAAUUUACAAGAGGGACAAUGUUUGAGAGGAUUAACAUGUCAUCAGGAUGAAAUUACAAAAUGUUGCUAUGGCUAUACAAUUGAUUUAUUGGCACAAAUGUCCAAAGAAUUGGAAUUUCGUUUUAAUCUCUAUAUUGUAAAGGAUGGCUUUUUUGGAAGAAAAAUUGGACGCGAUGGCACAUGGAAUGGAGUUAUUGGCGAACUUGUUACGGGUCAUGCUCAAUUAGCAUUUGCUCCUUUGAGCGUAUCAAAGAAACGUGCUGAGGUGGUUGAUUUUACAACUCCGUAUUUUUAUAGUGGCGUUAGUUUUUUAUCAGCGCCAAAACAUCGUUCGGAAAUUCCACUACUUGCCUUUCUACAGCCAUUUAGUCCACAACUUUGGAUAGCGGUAUUUACCUCGUUAAAUAUAACAGCUGUUGCAGUUGCUGUUUAUGAAUGGUUCAGUCCAUUUGGCUUAAAUCCAUGGGGACGACAGCGUAGUAAAAAUUUUUCAAUAGCCUCAGCAUUAUGGGUGAUGUGGGGUCUUCUAUGUGGUCAUCUUGUUGCAUUCAAAGCUCCCAAAUCAUGGCCUAAUAAAUUUUUGAUCAACGUCUGGGGUGGAUUUUCCGUUAUAUUUGUCGCUUCCUAUACUGCCAAUAUAGCGGCUUUAAUUGCUGGUCUCUUUUUUCAUUCGUCCGUCACCACUCAUCGAAGUUUAUUAUCACAACGUGUUGGAGUUCCAAAAGCAUCAGCUGCCGAGUAUUAUGUGCAACAAUAUCAUAAAGAAUUGUGGUCGCAUAUUAUUAAAUACUCAUUGUCUGAUGUUGCCGAAGGUGUUGAGAGACUAAGAAAUGGAAGUCUUGAUAUUCUCAUAGCUGAUACUCCUAUUUUGGAUUAUUAUCGAGGCACGGACAAUGGUUGUAGUUUGCAAAAAAAUGGCGAUACCAUCAUGAAUGCCGACACAUAUGCCAUCGCCUUGUCUAAAGGACAUCCUCUCACGGGAACAAUUUCCAAAGUAAUAGCCAAUUACACGAGCAAUGGAUUCUUGGAUAUCUUGCAGGAAAAAUGGUACGGCGGUUUACCAUGCAUGCGAGAUGGUGAAUUGGGGAUCGAUCGCGAGCACGGUGGACAACCACGACCACUUGGUGUUGCAUCAGUUGCCGGUGUAUUUUGCCUCCUUGGAUUGGGAAUGCUAUUAGGAACAAUUAUUCUCGCUGCCGAGCAUUUGUUUUACAAAUAUACACUACCAAAAUUACGUCAUCGUCCAAAAACAUCAAUGUGGCGAAAUCGAAAUGUCAUGUUUUUCUCACAAAAACUCUAUCGAUUUAUUAAUUGUGUUGAAUUGGUAUCGCCACAUCAUGCUGCACGUGAAUUGGUACACACUGUUCGUCAGGGACAAAUUACAUCGUUAUUUCAAAAGAGCGUGAAACGGAAGGAAUAUGAGCAACGACGUCGUCGCAAAAGUAAAGCACAAUUUUUUGAAAUGAUUCAGGAAAUCCGAAGAGUGCAACAGGAAGAGAAGGUGGAUGCAGCGCCAAAGGAAGAGAUACAGCGUGCAGGUAAAAAAGAAGAGAAACAGGGACGUGAUCGAAGUCGAAGUAAGAGUCCAUUGAUGUUGAGGAGUCCAAAAAGAUCCGAGAAAUGUACGAGUUCGACAAAUUUAUCAAGUUCAAGAUUGGGUUUAUCGCCAAUCAGUUUAGAUACAAUGAAACCACGUGAAUUUACAUUAAGUAGCACAAAUCUUCGUGCACGAAGUCCAUUGGAAACAGUGGGUCGUAGAUUAAGUCAUGGUGAAGGUGAUUCACCGCCGCCAUAUCCUGGUUCAAAUUUUGGUGGUAGUGCAAAUUUACGUCCAAUUGCACCGCCACGUGGUGAAUCAUUAUCAGGUGCAAGUUGUACACAACCACCUAAAUAUUCACGAAGUCCAGCAAAAAGAGGACAAUCGUUUCCAGCUUUUGCAACAUUACGCACACCACAAUCAAGUCAUCAUCAUCAUCAUUCGCAGGCAUGCAAAAGUCCAUUACUCUCGCCAAACAAUGAAUUGACCUCGAUAAUAGGUCGUAAAUUAUCGCGUGAAUGGGGCUCUGGUAUAUUCGAUAUAACAAGAUCAUCAGAAGCAAUUGGAUCAUGUUCAACCUAUACAUUGAAUCAAGAAUCAACAUUGAUUCCCGGUGAGGAGGGUUCACGUCGUAAAAAAAGUCAAGAGGAUAUACUUUCAUUGAAAAAGCCGAUUCGCCGUGCAAGAAGUCAUGAGAAUAAGGACACGGGCAAAUCGAUGAGUGACCUACAGUCACCAAGAUUAAAUGCCCAACCCGUUGUGGGUGGUAAAUUGAUGAAUGAACGAACGAAAAAACAAUUGGAAUCGGAAUUGAAAGCAAUAUUAACAGCGCGAGCGCAUCAUCGCGAAUUACUCGAUCCCCCUUGAUAGAUCGUGAUAUUCCCGUAAAAAAAUAAAAAAGAGAGAGAUUCUUAAAUAGAAAGCAGCCAGCUUUAAUAAUAAUGAUCGUCGCCUCUGAGGGGCUUUGAUUGACAUAAGCAAUAUCAGAUUUAUAGGUCAAUUUAUAGAAGAAACUGAAAAUAAAAAAAAUUUUUAAAAGAAUGCAAUUUCAGAGGACUGAAUAUUGCAUUAAUAUAUAGUAUUUCGUAAAUGAGAAUGGAGUUAAAAAAAAAUAUUCAGGUCGAACAAAUUUGUUCGCAUGUUGUUAUGUACAUUAAUAAACAAAAAGAGAGAUAAAAAGAAAUAA